Molecule: messenger RNA, 987 nt
Organism: Schistosoma turkestanicum
Lineage: Eukaryota; Metazoa; Platyhelminthes; Trematoda; Strigeidida; Schistosomatidae
Source: the annotation of a GenBank genome assembly
GCAGUAUUUACUACUAACGUUACCACAGUCUCACGUUAACGUUAGUGUAGCGGUUUGAGAUCCUGUUUGUCUUGCUUAUUAGGUCAUCUAAAUUCGAAGCGCAUACGAUUAAUAAUUUUUAUUUAUCACAUUGCUGCAAGAGUUCGAAGAAUUUAUCAGCUUGGUACUCGCGCGUCACAAAGAUAUAAUAUUUUAUAUUCAUUCACAAUCACUGUUUUGUCAAGUUUUCUUAUUGUUUGUGAUAUUUUGCUGGCUUUGAAUUAUUAAUUCAGUCAAAGUCGUUCAGGAAUUAAUCUGUCAAGGUAUUUCGAUCACCCAAGGAAGUAGUUUGAUUUUGUGUUUAUAAACACAACUAAUUGGUCCAGUUUAACUAAUUCCUAAUCAAAUAAGAGUAUUUUCACUGUUGACUAUUCGUUUAAAGUCCAUCUUUUCAAGUUAUUUACGAGAAUGAACCUUGACGACUACAUCAUAUCAGUAGUUCAAAUCCCUCCAGGUUACAGUUCUAAAAUGCUUCUAGACACCUCCAACCCUCAGGUGGAAAAAUUCCUUCGGAAGUUUAUGAAACGGUUGGUAAAAAAACCAGAUUCACUGUUCUCUCGUGUUUUGCCUACCCUAAAUGAUCAAGGUGAUCCUCUCAGCCUGUGCGUUACAGACUGUCAGACUCCUUACAUACCAUAUGUAGUGAAAGCUUCCGAUUCAUCAUGGCAUAUUCGUCAGUUUCCCACACACAGAUUAUCUGUUCGCUCGAUAAAAGACAAUGAUUGUGUUGUAUUAGAUCACAAUAAAGAAGAGCCCAGUGGUAAAUCGUUAAAACGAGCUCAUCCACCCCGAGACCACAGUCCUCAAUUGGUUAUCUCUAGCGACGAGGAAGACGGUCCACCGUCAAAAACAAGAAGAAUUGAGUCGCAGUGAAUACUAGUUAGACAGCUUCUUAUAUUGAUAUAUUUUUGUAACAAGAAUAAUUUACAAUAUACAAUUAUUUUCCAA